Messenger RNA from Hordeum vulgare subsp. vulgare (domesticated barley), 963 nucleotides. RefSeq names its product mitochondrial inner membrane protease atp23-like. Gene Ontology annotation, biological process: mitochondrial protein processing; mitochondrial proton-transporting ATP synthase complex assembly. Lineage: Eukaryota; Viridiplantae; Streptophyta; Magnoliopsida; Poales; Poaceae. The record is from RefSeq and is a predicted model, not a curated record. The transcript has 5 exons. Gene Ontology annotation, cellular component: extrinsic component of mitochondrial inner membrane. The coding region runs from base 35 to 649 and encodes 204 amino acids. Gene Ontology annotation, molecular function: metalloendopeptidase activity.
CCACGACGCAGCUGCCAGCGAGGUAGGGAGAACAAUGGCGGCCGCCGCAGGCGACGGCGGCAGCGUCCCGCCGAAGAGCCCAACAGCGGAGGCGCCUCCCGCCUCUCAGCCGCGCCUGACCCCCAAUACCAUGCCGUGGGAAAGGUGCGUCGCCGGCGUCCAGUCGGCUCUCAAAGAUCCGUUGGCGCGGUUCCUGAGGGAGCAGAUCGAGAAAGCCGGGUGCACCGUAUGGCCGACGCUGAUCCGGGCGGCCAUCUGCACGGCUAGCGGGGGCUACACAAGCGGCAAGGGGAUAGAAGUUUGCUGUAAUCACAUGCGAAAGCAAGAUGAAAUAACUCAGGUCAUAAUUCAUGAGUUAGUACAUGCUUAUGAUGACUGUGUUGUCAAGAACAUCAACUGGAACAACUGCGCUCACCACGCUUGCUCUGAGAUUCGAGCUAAUCACCUUAGUGGCAAUUGCCAUUACAAACGUGAACUGAUGAAAGGCUUCCUGAAGAUAAAGGGGCAUGAGCCAGAAUGUGUCAAAAGACGAGCGCUGCUUUCUGUCCAGAACAACCCUUCCUGUCGAGGGAAAGCGGCAAAAGAAGCAGUUGAGAACGUGUGGGAUACGUGCUACAAUGACCCACGCCCGUUUGAUAAGGCUCCAUGAAGUGCAAGUUGUUGGGACAGUUUUGUUAACUUUCAGACGGGUUUUAUCAAGUGUAAUCCUGUGGGAUAGUUUAGUUUUCCUUCAGAUGGGCUCCAUGAAGUACUUCAGCAAAGCAUUGCAACAAAAUCUGGAAAUUUGGUGCUGGGGCAAAACUUUGAAUGCCAUGAUAGAUGUACGAGUCCAAACAAUCUAGCAGAUUAUCCCAUGUAAAUCAAUUGUUUUACAUGGCACAUCGUGAGAGAGUUCACUAAGCUCCAAAUAAGACUGGGUGUAUCUGAUUAAUUCCUUACACCAGUUAAAUAUUGCUUAAGAUA